AUGGCAAGAGACCACUUUGGUGGAAAUGACGUCAACAUUUUUCAGUAUGACGCUGUUACUAUACCAGUUCAGCUUCCUGGUCACUGGACAAUUGUGGUUCUGGACAUCAAGAGAGCUGAAAUCAAGUACCUUGAUUCCUUUCAACCAAACCAAACCAAUUAUACAGUUGUAGCACGCAUUCGAGAGUUCUUACGAUGUGAAGCAGCAAAAUGGAAGUUCAGUGUAUCGAGCAAGUGGCCUUGCAUAGCCGAAUUCUCUCUAAGAGAUUUCCCAAUUCAAGCCAAUAAAGCAGAUUGUGGUGUUUUCAUAUGUAUGAAAGAUUCACACUGGUACAAAAUAAUUGUUGUGGACAUGUACCCCACUGACACUAGCAACUUUCAAACCAAGCCAGGACGCUUUAUCAGUUAUUCUUAG
Molecule: messenger RNA, 414 nt
Organism: Corticium candelabrum
Lineage: Eukaryota; Metazoa; Porifera; Homoscleromorpha; Homosclerophorida; Plakinidae
Product: sentrin-specific protease 2-like
Exons: 6
Coding region: 1-414 (137 amino acids)
Biological process (GO): protein desumoylation; proteolysis
Cellular component (GO): nucleus
Molecular function (GO): deSUMOylase activity
Source: RefSeq, a predicted model, not a curated record